UUCCACCUGAUCCUCAUCUCUGCUGAAUUACAGAAUCAUUUUGAAGCCGGUUUCAGAGCAGAGUCGACAUGGAGAGAAGAUUUGCUGUAGCUUUCCUACUUUUUCUGCCUCUUCUGAGUGUCAGCUGUGUCUCCAAUCCAAAAACUACAGUCUCCUGGUGUGUACUAUCGGAUGCCGAGGAGCAGAAGUGCCUGGAUUUAGCCGGCAAUGCUACGGUCAAGAAUGUGAGGGGAUCGCUGUUUUGUGUCCGUGGCCUGAACACCAGAGACUGCAUGGAGAAAAUCAAGAAUGGAACGGCAGAUGCAGCUUCAAUGUUUGCGGAUGAUAUCUACGCUGCGGGUCUCUGCCAUGGUUUGGAGCUCGCAGCAGGAGAGUCUCACAAUGGAGUCGAUGGAAUCAGGUACUUCGUGGUGGCAAUGGCCCGGCGCUCCUCUUCAGACUUGUCCUUGCUGGAGAUGCAUGAGCGCAGCUCCUGUCACCCUGGCAUCCGCACCACAGUGGGAUGGACGGUUCCCAUCGGCUACUUGGUUAACACAUCCCAAAUCAGCGUAGGAGAGCAGUGCAAUUUCCCCAAAGCGGUGGGGAACUUCUUUGGUUACAGCUGCGUACCUGGCGUUCAGGACCCUCUGCAUGAUCCCAGAGGCAACAACCCAAAGAACCUAUGCGAGGCCUGUAUAGGAGACGAGAAUGACAGACACAUCUGUGCCAACAACUACAGGGAGAGACAUUACGGAGAGGCAGGAGCCCUGAGGUGUGUUGCUGAAAACCUCGGCGAUGUUGCGUUUGUCAAACACACAACGGUCUUUGACAAUUUAGAUGGUAGGAACCAGGAAUCCUGGGCCUUGGACUUGGAGCUGGAGGACCUCAAGCUGCUGUGUCCAGAUGGGACAGAGGCAGGUCUGGAUGAGUAUCUGCAAUGCCACCUGUCAGCUGUCCCUGCCAACGGCGUGGUGGUGCGCAUAGAGGAUAAGUGCCGCGUCUGGAAAUACCUGGAGCGUUUACAGAAUGUGUUUGGCAACGCCACAGAGGGUUUCAGCCUGUUCAGCUCGGCAGGCUACGGCCAAUCCGAUCUGCUGUUCAACGACGCCACCCACCACCUGCAGAGAGUUCUGGGUAGUUACACCUCUUGGCUGGGCCCCAGUUACACCACCAUACUGCAGGCCUUCGAAUGUGAGGGCUUCUGCUGAUGGAAGAGAGGAAAGAUAUCCAGCGCAUCAACUUCGACCCCAUCCUGGUGUCUCCAUGCUAGUGUUCUUCCUUCCCGCCCUGCCAUCUGUGUCCCUCUGCUUCGCCAUCAUUUUCUUUUGUUUUCUGUUGCUCUGCAUUUUACAUUUGUUUUCUUCCUACAUUCCACCAGUCAUCCCUCUUAUGUUAUCAUUGCCCUCCACCAGCUUGAUGUGUUGUCCAAUGCAGCUGCUGCGAGGAAAGGACAAUGCCAAGAGCAGCUGAUCAGCUAAAAUCCAUAAAACAUGAUGGGAGACAGAGUAAAAAAUAUGAAGUUAUUGCAUAGAAAUAUAUGAUCAUAGUGUAGAAAAAACAGUUGUGGUUCCUGUGUUAAUUAAAGACAAUCUCUCCCCCUUUUGUUCAAUCAAUGUUUGAAAUGGCAAUAACUGAAUGUGUCGUUUAGAAAUCAUCUGAACACCACAAAAGCGUCCUGCUAACUGUUCCAAUCGUCUGUCUGUUGGGAAAUUUAAUCCUCUUUAGUCUAAGCUUCAGCACCACCACCCUCCCACCUCCUUCUAACAGGGUCCGUCUCUGGCACUGAACAACUGGGUGCUAUUAACGUUGACAUUAGGAGUCUCAGUUACUGUAACAGUGUGUGUCUGCACAUGUGUGAGUGUGUGUGUUUGUGUUUGAGAGAAGUAUACAUGCUUUCCCACAGCCAUUAUUGCCCUAAUUGGCAGUCUGGUAUAUUUUAUAUCGCUGGUGUGUGACAGAGGAAAUAUGUGUGAGUGUGCCGAUGUGUUUCUUUUGAUAGGGUUGCUUCUCUCCCAUGGCUUGUGUAGCUCACCGCUUUGGAUCAGUGCUUUCUCACGUCUGGCAUGGUAGGCUGCACCGUGCCAGCACACUGUGUAUUGUAACACUGCCCGGCUUGGAGGAAGGACAUUGAGGCUUGCUGCACCUCCAGUGACAACUGAGGGAUUCUUGACUUUAAUACAUUUUCUAUCACUUUUCAUCACCUGGAUUUCCUCAGACUUACUCUUAAAGUUUGCCUCCUUUGUUUUUUGGUCCAAGAGUACAAUGCCUUGCAAAAUUAUUCAAAACCCUUUGAACUUUUCCACAAUCUGACAAAGUUACGAACACAAACUUCAAUCUAUUUUAUUGGGAUUAUAAGAAUAAGACCAGAACAAGUAUUUUCUAUUUGUGAAGUGGAAAGUGAGCAUUUGUAUUCAGCUUCUCUAAGUCAAGACUUUGUAAAAUAAUAAUUUGCUGCAACUAGAGCUGGAUAUGUCUCUGCCACUUAAAAAAAUUAAAUUUCAGUCCAUUCUUCUUUGCAAAAUAGCUAAAGUGUAGUCAGACUGGAUGAAAUGCAUCUGUGUUCAGGGUAAUUUUCCUGCUAGAAGGCCAAUCUCUGACAUUCUGAAAUUUCACAAUGUUUUUUACAUCGUUGCUCGCUGAGGGCGACAUUCAUGCAACAACCACCACUGGCACCAUCCAUUCACCUUUCGACUGUGAUGAGCUUUCCUCUCCCUGCUGGAGAAUAGCAUCCCCACAUUAUAAUGCUGCCACUACCAUGUUUCACAGCAGAGAUGGCAAUGUGACAUGUGCAGUGUUGGUUUUGCAGCACAUAUUGUUUUACAUGUAGGCCAAAAAGUUCAAUUUAGGUAUCUGACAAGAAAACAACCUCUAAACCAUUGCAGAACACUGUAUUUAUACAGUGUUCUGUAAUUAAUUAAUUAUCAAACGAUUAGGUGACUUAUGAAGUAAAUUGGUUGCAUCGUGUUUUAUUAAGGGGUAUCAGAUACAGAAACUGCUGCCACACAUUUUUUAUCUUUAUUGUCUUCAACUUAAAAAAUAGAAAUAAAAUAGAUUGAACUUUGUCACUGCAUCAUAAAAUUAGGAAAAGUUUAAGAGGUAUGAAUACUUUUUAGUGGCUCUCUAUAGCAGAAUGUUAGUGCGAAUAGGCAGCAGGAGCAACUUACAGUAUUAUACUGUAGGUUGGGCUUGCCACCAAAUAUUAGUCAUUUAUGGUGAUCAUUUAUAAUUCUGUCAGGUUAUAAUCAGUCAGGUUGUCCAACUAAAAAUUAAAUAACUUAUCACGUCUUAGUGCCUGCCUGAACUGGUUUGUAAAUUUCAGCUUUUUUAGUUACGUCUUGUUUCCCACACUUCAGCCAGUUCAGAUAUAAACUGGAUGACGUUAUUUUCAUCAGACUGUGCUUUUUGAACACUCCUUGCAUGAAGCAUCUGCAGCUGGCCCAGUUGCAUAUUUUCCAAGGAGCUCUGUUUUGAAAGAAAAAUCUAAUGCCUUUAAAUGUAGCCAUUUGUGUUUCGCUUACAUCCAUAUUCAACUUGGGUUUGUACCACUGGUGCUUUUUGUUACUACUGCUUCAAACAAGACUUAAUGUAAAUACAUCCUCUGUGCCUGAAUGAGUAGAGCUGCAAACUUCCCUUUUUCAAUCAAUUAAAUGAUGAUGAAAAAAAUAA
Messenger RNA from Girardinichthys multiradiatus, 3645 nucleotides. Its product is annotated as otolith matrix protein. Lineage: Eukaryota; Metazoa; Chordata; Actinopteri; Cyprinodontiformes; Goodeidae. Gene Ontology annotation, biological process: iron ion transport. The coding region runs from base 69 to 1187 and encodes 372 amino acids. The transcript is spliced from 9 exons. The record is from RefSeq and is a predicted model, not a curated record. Gene Ontology annotation, cellular component: recycling endosome; plasma membrane; early endosome.